AUGCAUUCCUAUUAUAAUUCAUUAGAGUUUCAAGAUAUAACGCGAACACUCGCAUUAAUAAAUGGAACAGCGAAUGAUAAUGAAAUUGUUCAAUGUCUAGAAUUAUUAGUUCGUUUUCAUGUACAAAAUCAAUAUGUUCGAUCAGGUAAAGAAUUUCAAUUAAAACAAGAUCAUUUUCAAGCCAUACGUAAACAGUUAACGGAUAGUGAAAUCCAAAAAGUCGACAACGAAUUGGAAACUGCAUUAAACAAAUUCGAACAAACUUCGAAUAAAAUUCAAGAAAUACUUUCACUUCUUUACACGCGUGGUGCACGUUUCGAAUGUGGUCCUCACGAAUGGGGUCCAUAUGUUUUGCGUAACGCCUUUAAUUGUCUAGAGCGAAUGUACAAUAGAUCUAAUUCGGUUCAUUGUCGAAAAAAUUUCGAUCAUCUUAUAUGUAUAUUCAAAGGGCUCAUCAUUUCAAAUCCGAAUGUUUUAAAAUAUUAUCACGGGUAUACUUCAAAUAUAGUUGGUUCUUUACUUUCGAUUAUUUUCCCACAACAUUUCAUCUAUAGUUAUCAAUUGUGUACGAAUAUAAAUUUUUACUAUUAUCAAUCAAUUGUCGAUUUAGUUUUAUUAUCAAUACGAUCCAUUUUAAAUGAUGAAACGUGGUUAGAACGUUAUUUACUCGAUGUAUUACGUAUGAUUAAAUUGAACAAAGAGCAAGUUAAAUACGAUAGAAAUAUAAUUAUUCGAACAACGCAAAGAGAACUAAUAAAAAUUUUACUUAAUGAAUAUUUGAAAACGAUCACAGCAUGGAAUGAUGACUGGUCAAAACAUUUGUUUACACGUACUCUAAAUCGUUUCAUAAAAAAUGAUCAUAUAGAUACUAUUCUAAUGAUGUAUCAACAAAAUCAACUUUUUAGAAAUUAUUUCCAUAUGACAAAUUAUAUCGAAGAAAAUAUGAACAUCAUGCUUGGAAGUCGUAUGGGAAAACAGUUAUUUAAUCAAUUAAUUGAUGAAAAUUCGUUGAAUACGUGUUUCACAACGAGAAAGUGUCUAUUUGAACUCUUAAAUAAAAAACAAUUUCAAAUAUUGAAAAAGAUUAUCAAAUUAUCGAUAUCAGUUUUAAAUGAAACUGAUGAAAAUGGCAAUGAUCUCUUGUUAUAUUUAUGUUUAAAAGUUCAUGGUUGUCGACAUUGUUUUAUUCAAUAUCUAAUCGAAAUCGGUUCUAAUGUACAAAGAAUAAAUGUUUUCGGUCAAUCAUUUUUCGAUGUAAUACAAUUGAAACAAAAUCAGAAACUAUUGAAAAAAUUAUUUGAACAUGAAGUUCUUGUUAUUGAUAAUUUAACUGGAAAAAUAAAAACUUCACUACAUAGUUAA
Messenger RNA from Adineta steineri, 1362 nucleotides. The record is from the annotation of a GenBank genome assembly. NCBI's taxonomy places the organism in Eukaryota, Metazoa, Rotifera, Eurotatoria, Adinetida, Adinetidae.